Molecule: messenger RNA, 2956 nt
Organism: Sorghum bicolor (sorghum)
Lineage: Eukaryota; Viridiplantae; Streptophyta; Magnoliopsida; Poales; Poaceae
Product: protein indeterminate-domain 5, chloroplastic
Exons: 4
Coding region: 581-2380 (599 amino acids)
Cellular component (GO): nucleus
Molecular function (GO): DNA-binding transcription factor activity
Source: RefSeq, a predicted model, not a curated record
UAUAUAUCUGCCUCACUGUAUGUUUGUGUCAUCAUAUACGAGAGUAGUCUGCGGGGGUGUGGGUGUUUGCGAGCUUUUGUUGUUUUGCUUUUUUACUUGUUUUGAGUGCAACUGUUUGUUUGGAUUUCCCUGUCCACUUUGUUCUUUUGUUAAUCUCGGAAGAGUCCUAAGCGGCCGAUGCCUUGGAGUUUUUCUCGGCUGCCUGUCGAUUUGUUUCUUGUUUCAGAUCAAUUCCAAUCCAAGCACAUACAUAUGAGAAAGGUCUAGCCAUCAGGAAUUUUGGGGCCUCCUUCUCUCCUCUCCUUUCGGUAGUUUUUGUCUCCUUGGUUCUGUCGGGCUCCUCGCUCCUCGAUUUGUCUCCGGAUCGGAGGAACAGGCAGCGAAAUCUGUCUCGUCUCGCUCCCAUGGUCGUCGGCGUCGCUCGCAUGCUCGAAGAAGGAGGGGGAAGGACGAAGAGCACUGCCGCCAAUCCUAUUCCUAGCAACGGGCCAAAGCGACCGGCAGGAAGGAGAAGCAGUGUCGUUGGCGUGCUGGAGCUGGUGGUGCCUGCAGGAUAAAUCGGGAGGCGGCGGCGGUAGUGAUGGCAUCGAAUUCAUCGGCGGCGGCGUUCUUUGGCGUUAGGGAUGGGGACCAGCAAGACCAGAUUAAGCCGCUGAUAUCACCGCAGCAGCAGCUGGCAGCGGCGCUGCCCGGCGUGGCAGGCGCUGUGCCUGCGGCGUCCGGCCAAGGCGCGCCGACCGCGGCGGCGCCGCAGCCACCGCCCAAGAAGAAGAGGACUAUGCCCGACCCCGACGCUGAGGUGAUCGCGCUGUCGCCCAAGACGCUGCUGGCGACGAACCGGUUCGUGUGCGAGGUGUGCAACAAGGGGUUCCAGCGGGAGCAGAACCUGCAGCUGCACCGUCGCGGGCACAACCUGCCGUGGAAGCUGAAGCAGAAGAACCCGCUGCAGGCGCAGCGGCGGCGCGUGUACCUGUGCCCGGAGCCGACGUGCGUGCACCACGACCCGGCGCGCGCCCUCGGCGACCUGACGGGGAUCAAGAAGCACUUCUGCCGCAAGCACGGCGAGAAGAAGUGGAAGUGCGACAAGUGCUCCAAGCGCUACGCCGUGCAGUCGGACUGGAAGGCGCACUCCAAGAUCUGCGGCACCCGCGAGUACCGAUGCGACUGCGGCACACUCUUCUCCAGGAGGGACAGCUUCAUCACGCACCGGGCGUUCUGCGAUGCCCUGGCGCAGGAAAGCGCGCGGCUGCCGCCGACGAGCCUCAGCAGCCUCACCAGCCACCUCUACGGCGCCACCAACGCGGGCAACAUGGCGCUCAGCCUCUCGCAGGUGGGCUCCCACCUCACCUCCACUCUCCAGGACGGCCACCACCACCACCCGUCCCCGGAGCUCCUCCGACUCGGCGCCGCGGCCGGCGGCGGCGGCAGCAGCAUCGCCGCGCGCCUCGACCACCUCCUGUCGCCCAACGGUGCGUCCGCCUUCCGCUCGCCGCAGGCUCCGCCGUCGUCGGCGUCCUUCUUCCUCAACGCGGGGGCAUCGGUCGGGCAGGACUUUGGGGACGACGCGGGCAAUGGGCCGCACUCGUACCUGCAGGCCAACAAGCCUUUCCAUGGGCUCAUGCAGCUCCCCGACCUCCAAGGCAACGGUGCUGGGGGCCCUGGCGCCUCAGGCCCCAGCCUCUUCAACCUGGGUUUCUUUGCUAACAAUGGCAACAGCUCGGGGUCCAGUCACGAGCAUGCAAGCCAGGGGCUCAUGAACAACGACCAGUUCAGUGGCGGGGCAGGUGGAGGCGGUGGCGGCGGGGGCUCGGAGGUAUCGGCGGCGGGGAUUUUUGGCGGCAACUUCGUUGGUGGUGGAGAUCAAGUUCCACCGCCGGGGCUCUACAGUGAUCAAGCCUCCAUGCUGCCGCAGAUGUCGGCGACCGCUCUGCUGCAGAAGGCGGCGCAGAUGGGCGCGACCUCGAGCACCAACGGCGGCGCGGCAUCCAUGUUCCGAGGCUUCGUGGGCUCUUCUUCCCCUCACGUGCGGCCGGCGACGCCGCACAUGGAACAGAGCGACGCGAACCUGAACGACCUGAUGAACUCGCUCGCUGGAGGUGGCGUCGGCGGCGGAGGAAUGUUCGGCGGCGGCAACGGCGCCGUCAGCGCGGGGAUGUUUGACCCCAGGCAGCUGUGCAACAUGGCGGAGCACGAGGUGAAGUUCGGGCAGGGUGGCGGAGACAUGACACGGGACUUCCUUGGCGUCGGCGGAGGCGGCAUCGUGCGCGGGAUAUCGACGCCGAGAGGAGGAGGAGGAGACCACCAGAGCAGCAGCGAUAUGAGCUCCCUGGAGGCCGAGAUGAAGUCGGCCUCGUCCUUCAACGGUGGCAGGAUGCCAUGACCGACCCAUCGGCGGCCAUCGAUCGAGCUUAGACAAGACAUAAGUUCGCGCACAGUAAGCCAGAGACUUGAUCAACAAGCAGAUGCAAUGAGAGGAGUAAGGUCGUCGUUAUAUAGCGUAGCGGCAAACAAAUGCAAGUUAGCAACUGAGUCGCAUGAGUGAGUUCAUGCAAGGGAUAAAGCAAGCUAGCUAGCUAGCUUUCAUCAUCCGAAGGGACCUUGGGUGAGAGAGAAAGGCGUCUUCUUUGACUAAUGGAGUAAGCUAGAGUGCGAGUUGGACGCAUGUGAUGACCCCUUUGCUCGUGGUGGGGGUUGGUGUUCAUGCUGGUCUUGUUCUUGUUGGUUUUCCCUUCCUUGUAGUUGGAUAAUCUUUGUUGGAUUAAGUAUAGUUUCUGGUCAUAGAACCAAUAAGGAUGUUUGUAGCUAGCUUAAUGGGGGCGUGUGAUUUGCAGCUUAAUUAGCACCAUUCCCUCUCCUGCUAUUUUUUAUUUCCUUUUCUCUUGUAGCAAAACAAUAUUCCCCUUACAAUGCCAUUAAUUAUGCUAGCUCAAAUUCAUGCUGUUUUCCUGUGGAUGCA